GACCUAGCGCACGCCAGCCCUGGUGUGUAUGCAUUGCGGAACGCGCACCCCGUUCUUCCGCAGCCGCCCAAUUUGCCGGCGUGCAGGAUAAUUUAGUCGCUCGCUCAUGUUAAUGGUCCUUGGUGGUUUCGCUGUUGCGCUCUCGCUCGGUCAGAUUAGAUCGUGGACGGCACAAGCUGCGGGACCAUACGGCCGACGGACGAUAAGCCGCGGUGCCGAGACGAGGAAAAAAUAUACCAAGUUGAAAUUGGACCGGAGGAUGUGGCUGAUCAGGUCUCUUUUUCUCGGCGCCCUGACACUCACUUCCUACAGGGCUUUGUCUGCUCAGCCUGACGAGUGGCCUUUCUGCGGAAAUUUCGCCAACGAAAAAGGAUAUCCCAUAGGCUGCAAAUCAUCCGCUUUUGAAGUGUGUGCAGCUCAAACUGACGAGUGUAAGAGUUUGGUUUGCGGAAGUAUUGACAAAGAGUUUCGUUACUGCGGUGAAGCUUGCGACAACGAUCCGACUGCGAUCAGCAUCGAAACAAAUGGUCUCACGUGCUACUGCGCCGAGGCUGAAGAAAAAGCAUGCAUCAACGUAAACCCCAUUCUGUCUACCUUCGUCGACGUGCGGACCCCACAGCCAAAAAGUUCGAGAAAAAAAGGACCUUUCAAACCGGAAAAUGUGUGGGGCGCCAUCGUGAAAAUACCAAGGCAAAAACUCAUGCCUGUUUUCUGCUAUGGUGCUAAGGACACUUGCGGACCUACUGUCAUUGGCGUUUGCCAAAUUGGCCCAUGUCCAUCUAAUAUGUGUCAUUUUGAGGAAAAAUGCUAUUAUAUUGCCGAAUACAAUGGAUCACCCGAAGCAUCAUGCGACGUUGGGAAACCUGCUGCAGUUGAAACAGCGGAAGAACGGCAGUUUUUAUUCUUCAUGCUAACUGAUACACGCUUCUUAAAUGACGAGACAACAAAAUUUGCGACUGCUGGAAUGAUUGAAGCAUCUGAAAGUGAAAUAAUUUGGAACGGAUGGGAACUAGAUAUGGACUAUUCAGUCGUUAAUUUAGAAGACGCUUCAGUUCAAAAUUAUGAUCAAGUUCUUUAUUUGCAGAAGAGUGGCGACAUGCUUAUGAUCUGGGGACUUGAUGACAUAAAUUCAGGUGCAAUGAAGGCAGUUGUAUGCAAAACAAGUACAUCAGGAAACAGUGCAGAACAAUGUGAUACAUCUACUACCACCACUUCAGAAAACGGUGGAGAAACGACGACCACAGCGAAGGAUCCUACCACAACCACAACAGAUGGAUCAUCAGAAUCGACAGAAGACAACUCAACACCUUCGACACCUCCAACAGAGCCAGAGGAAUGUCCUGGCAAAUGCAUUCAAGCUGACCAGUACGACGAGGUUUGGACAUGUUGCGGACAGACCGUGUGCAAACGGCCGUGUCCUCUCGACGCCGACGGCAACGCAUUCUGGUCUUGCGGCACGUCGCAGUACAAGUCAAAGUGGCCUAAUUACGAAGAGUGCAACAGUCCCUGGGUCAACAAUCUGACCAGCUUGAUUGAGGAAGAGAAAGUUACGUCAUUUACUCUCAUGAUGGACGUCGACCAAUUUGUCAAAGACUCGUCUAUGUUCGGCCAUGAAAUGGAAACGUCAUUGAACUUUUCUAGAGUAUCUCUUGAUCUGCUCUUCAAAGAGCAAGAGUUGGCUGAAGAUCCGCCGGCUACAAAAUUGCACCAAAGGAAAUUUUUACUAGAAAUGGCGAUGGGAGUUAUUGAUAAACUUUUGGCACUCACCAAACCUUGGGAACAGCUGCGGGAGUACCAAAAAAUAGAGCUUGGGUGGAAUAUGAACAAGCUGGCCGAGAUGUUUGGCUUUGCCGUGACGAAAAAGGCCAAGUCCAUAGGCGAAGUUUACAACAUGACGAGUAAAUUGGAUCACACGCACUGGGAAGCUCAAUUUUUAAAGCAUAAAUUUGGUGGAAAAUCCGACAGCAUCGUCAGGUUUCCCAUGAAUGUUGAUCCAAAGAAAAGUUCAAUUAUCAUUAAAGACCUUCCUGCGAAAAUGAAAAAAUAUCCAGAUGUGAGUUUAGAGUCGGUCGGUCAGCAUUUGUCAAUGGAAUUCGCCGAGAACAUGUUUCCAGCGAGCAUCAAUAGUUUUCGAGAAAGGAAAAAGAAGCUGAAUUCUGGAAUGGUCAGCCUUACCUUGUACGGAAAAUCAAGAGAACCAGUGCAUGAAUUUGCAACCGAAGGCGCUGUAGUUGUGGUUUUCAAGCACGCCAGACAAUCAAAGGGUCCCGCCUAUCAAAAAAUUUGGCACGAACUUUUUCCUGGAGAAGAACCGACUGCAAUUCAGGGAACCGGACGUUGCGCUUAUUGGAAUGAAUCUUUGGGUGUGAACGGUGAAUGGGACACAGCAGGGUGUCGCCUUGUAAACUCCAGUCACUGGUAUACCGUUUGCGAGUGCAACCAUUUAUCGUCUUUCGCGCUGCUCAUGGACGUCCACGAAUACAUAGCGAAAGACCAAAUCAUGGAAAUUUUGAGCAUCGUUUGCAGUUCGCUGAGUGUCAUUAGCCUCAUUCUGACCCUCUUUGUUCUGCACACUUUGAAGGGCAUCCAAGGUGAGCGGAACUCUAUAGGGAAACACUUGUGUCUGUGCUUAUUGAUCGGGCACCUCAUGGCGCUGACAGUGCUCGACAGAUCGUAUUUCAAGUUGUCCCAGGAGGUUUGUGUUGGCGUGGCCGUGACUCUGCACUACGUUUUCCUGGCCGCCUUCAUGUGGAUGGCCGUCGAAGGGCACCACCUUUAUCGUUUGGUGGUCAGAGUGUUCGACACGGGUCGCGACAUGUCUCGGAUUUAUCUGUGCGUCGGCUACGGCACCCCUAUUCUGAUUGUGGCGAUCACGUGCAUCGUCACCGGCAGCCUCCAGGACACCGGCUAUGCGAACGACGAAUUAUGUUGGCUGUCGUCGCCGUCGUACAUCUGGGCAUUCAUGGGACCAGUUUUAUUCCUCACGCUGAUUAAUUUAGGAGUGCUUGUUUUGGCGAUGAGGGUGGCAGUCACUGCCGGAACACAGCAGAAAAAAAGCUUCAUGGACCGAGCCAAAACGUGGAUCAAAGGAUUAUUCUCACUGUCCGCUCUUCUUGGCGUAACUUGGAUUUUGGGAUUCUUCUACAUUCAGUUCGAUCACAAUUUCGCCUACGCCUUCAUUGCCCUCAACGGCCUUCAAGGCGUGUUUAUAUUUUUAACAAGAGUCGUUUUCAACGAGCAAGUAAAAACGACAAUGCGACGAGGAGCAAAACAAAGGGCCAUGAUGAAGAGGUUUUACAGUCUGGCCUGGAAGGGUCGCAACUCUGGAAGUUCGUUUCACCCGUCGUCGUGGUUCUUCGGCACUUCCACGUCUUCUCAGCUCGAUCUGACCUCUUCCGCGUCCACUUCCUACUGGGCCAACACAACCUCGAGACGCCGCUCCAGCGCCAAUCACUCGACCAACGACAGCGACGUCAUGGAAAUCCAGCCGAGCAGCGGCCAGAAUCUGUACAACAACUUAAUACACGUGCCAAACAUUCCAGAAAAAACAAUCAACACUCAAUCGUGGCUGAAAAGAAAAACGAGCAAGGAGGAAGAAAUUGAGCCUUCGUCUUGGAGUAAUUGGAAUUCUGGAGAUGUGCAGCAAAUUUGGAAUAAUAUUCGAGAGCCUGAUACUUUGUCACAAAUCCCAGAGGAAGACUACGACGAUGUGUACGAAAACAUAGAGGAACAGAAAAAUUACCACAAUUACAAAAAAUAUUGACAAUUUUUACACAAAAUGUGUUAAAUUAUUCAUAUUUUAAAAGAAGAGAUGAAAUUUUAUUCACACAUUGAAAGAGGCAAAAAUAAUGGCGUAUUAUUUUUUAUAAUUUCAUAUUCAUAAUAAUGAAAUUUAAACCUUUUGAGCUUCUGAAGAAUGAAGAAUGUCGUAUAAUAUGUCUUUCACCAAUACAUGCAUAUCAAUUCUGUGUAUCAUUUUAUAAAUAUUAUCACGUAUUACAAAUUUCAAUUAACAAUACAAACUGUGCCAUAAUUCUAUAUGCUCUCUUCAUAAAAACUAUCGCAAUGAAAAAAAGUGGAUAAAAAUUCAUUGAAAAUAGAU
This is a messenger RNA of Neocloeon triangulifer, 4102 nucleotides long. Its product is annotated as adhesion G protein-coupled receptor L2-like. Gene Ontology annotation, biological process: adenylate cyclase-activating G protein-coupled receptor signaling pathway; cell surface receptor signaling pathway. The record is from RefSeq and is a predicted model, not a curated record. NCBI's taxonomy places the organism in Eukaryota, Metazoa, Arthropoda, Insecta, Ephemeroptera, Baetidae. Gene Ontology annotation, cellular component: membrane. Gene Ontology annotation, molecular function: G protein-coupled receptor activity. Bases 107 to 3763 code for a protein of 1218 amino acids. The transcript has 25 exons.